AUGAUUUGUCCUUUGCAGGGUCUUGACCUUCACCAGAGCUUCAGUGGCACGCAUUUCCCGAAUUCUUCCAGCGCAGGAGGGUAUCGUGGGGAUGCGACGUCGAGCUCUCAUGGCGGAGAAGAUGCCUACCGCAGUCAUCCAAUGGCAGCCCACUCGAAUUCCACUCUGUACAGCCCUCUGUCACAUCCAGUAGCCCCGCCUUACGGCUACGCGCCUCCUCAAACGCACGGCCUCCACGCCGGGACGACGGACCAGUCGCUGCCAACGCGAUUCUAUCGAAGUAGUGGAGACGUGGAUCUGUGGGGCCCCAACACCCAGUCCUACUUCCCCUGCCACGCGAAUCCCUUCGGCGAGGUGCAGCGCAUCUUUACUUACGACUCCGCAAGCUCCGGUGUCUACGGGCACUACAAUCCGGCCAUGCUCAACUCCGCCAGAAAAACAGAGAUGCGCUCGAAGAAUGCCAACUGGCCUGGAAUUGAAAUGAGUGGAUCCAGAGCUAGUGGAUGUCCAUCAGGCGUCAGUACCGCCAGCGGUGGAGGUCAGGAGAUGCCCAACCGUGAUCGACUCCACGCGCCAGUGAGUCAUGCUUCUGCCAUGUGUAAGCCUGACAAGCGUCCACCGACACGUCUGCCACCCACCACCAGACCUCGCAUGGACCUCCGAGACGACGGCAUGGCGAAUUCCACUGGAUCACAGGAAGAGAACAACGAAGAUGGCGACUGCGACGGGGACAGUCGAGUCUCCGCCAAACGCCAAAAGAAGCGUGGAAUUUUUCCCAAAGUCGCCACCAAUAUAAUGCGAGCCUGGCUCUUCCAGCAUUUAUCACAUCCCUACCCCUCAGAAGAACAGAAGAAGCAACUAGCUCAGGACACAGGGCUGACAAUCCUACAGGUUAACAACUGGUUCAUCAAUGCAAGACGACGAAUUGUCCAACCAAUGAUCGACCAGUCCAACAGAGCAGCUCCUCACAUGUAUCCUUCAGACUCACCUGGUGCCUGCCUCAGCUACAUGGACAGUUCACAGUACGCGGCGUACAGCCGAGCCGCCGCCGCAGCCGCAGGCCUUGCUUCGCACACCAGUCCGAGUGAAAUGUACAUAGCAGCCGCUGCCGCGGCCGCCGCAGCUGUCGGUGGAUCGUCAAGAGCUGUGGUGAGCGGUGGUGGACAGCGACUUCGACGGUCGGAGUCGGAUGUGGGGGGUUGCGGUGGAGGCGGUUUUGUCGAGUCAACUCCGAGUCCCGCGGACUUCUUCGCCACUCCGACCUACUACUCAGCUGCCUGCGCCUACCCACCCCACUACCCACCAGCGGGCAACGUCUACCGUCCCGCCUACCCCCCCGCUGUGGGCAACAACCUCGCCACCUCUGCCUACUACCCGGGCAUGUACAACCAGCUGGAAGAGGCGCUGCCCUACACCGCGUCCAUGGGCUUCAACGGUGCCGACGAAGGGAAGAAACCCGCGUCGUCGACUUCCACGUCGACAGACUAG
Mesocestoides corti is the source of this 1488-nucleotide messenger RNA. The record is from the annotation of a GenBank genome assembly. Lineage: Eukaryota; Metazoa; Platyhelminthes; Cestoda; Cyclophyllidea; Mesocestoididae.